Molecule: messenger RNA, 7257 nt
Organism: Moesziomyces aphidis
Lineage: Eukaryota; Fungi; Basidiomycota; Ustilaginomycetes; Ustilaginales; Ustilaginaceae
Source: the annotation of a GenBank genome assembly
AUGACGACGCCAUCCAACCCGCGUUCGUUCAGCUCCUCCGGCUCCAACUAUCCCCCCGCCUCCUCCUCCUCCGACUACUCGCCAACCUCCACCAGCACUCCCUUCGCUACGCCCGCCACACGCGCAACCAGCGUCGCUCCCAGCACCUUCUCGCGCUCCGGCCCGGGCAACCGACGCGCCAAAUUCUCCAUGCUCUCCAGCAGUGCCGCCGACAAGUCCUUGGUUCAGGCUAUCCACGCAAGCCCCACUCCCUCCGGAUCCCGCUCCGCGACCCCCGCUAGCAUGGAAGAUCCCACCAACUCCACCUCCGCUACUGACGAUUCCGCAGAUGCGUCCGCCCCAUCGCUCAGCACGCGUGCCCCUUUCCGACCCGUCGCUCGCGGAAGGCCUGCAGCAGCGCUCGGUGCGUCCAAAGCAACCGCACCGCGCACUCUGUCCAACGCGUCUGCAUCCGCACCAUCCCCCACCACCCUGAGCGCGACCCCAUCCACAUCGGCUUCCAAGCUCCCAUCCACCCCUGCGUCAACGAGUGCAAGUGCCGCUACUCUUGCUGCGAGCGAGACCGGCCCAGCCAUGUCCAAGGACGCCGAAGACUUCUUUGCGCGCGCACAAGCCAUGGGUCUCCGCCUCACCAGGGAGGACUACGAGCGUACCAAGGCUGGCGUCGCCGCUUUCCUCAAGGCCGAACGUCGCCCCGUCGCGCCAUCGUCCGCCAACACCAGCCUCGCCACUCCAAAUGCUUCCGAGUCGAAAGCAACGUCGGCGACGCCCAGCACCUCUGCCGCCGGGAAAGCAGCAGGCUCCACCGAGCCAGCAGCCAAUUCGAGCAGCACGGCAGAGACCAAGCCUGGCACCCUUCCGUCCCGCUUGGCCGCGCCAUCGCCACUAGCACGCGCCGUAGCUCCCAACUGGGCUCGCAACACGAGCAGCCCCGGUCUUUCUUUCUUCACCGCCGUCAUCGAGCCCCAAGACUCGCCCGUCUCGCCCAAGGUCCACCCCAGCCUCGAUCACGUCGGCAGCGCAGAGGAGAGACGCCGCCUCAAGAUCAAGAAGCAGAAGCAACGCUUGCGACUCGAGCGCGAACGAGCUGCCGCCGCUGCCAACGCCGCCAGCGGCUCUCACAAGGGCUCGCAAAGCCUCUUGGGCACGCCUGCCUCGGUCGGUGCGCAGUCCUCGCCAGAGGCUGGCUACACACCUACCUUCCGCACCCCACCCACCAGGACGCACACCAAGAGGGGAAGCUGCAGCAGUGUCAAGUCAGCCACCCGCGUCGGUCUCGGCCUCGACCUCGUCGGCAGCGAUUCCACCUCCAGCUCCGACCCCAACACCCCACCCGAGGCGCUCCAGAGCGCCUUCUCCAGCCGCAGGUUGCGAGGUCGCACCGUCUCCUUCGAAUCUUCGCCCGUCAUCCGUGUCAGCGAAGAGGUGAGGCACUGCACAUCACUCGAAGAGCUCAGCCGUCGUGCAUGGGUCAGCCCGCGUGGCACUCUGCGCCUGCUCAAGUCUCCCGUCGACCACGCCGGCGUCUUCUGCAGCCCCGUGCCCGAUGUCGACGACUCGGGCGUCUUUUUCCACGCCAACGAGUCUGCUACACCCGUCAUCGAGGCCAAUGGUGGCCUUGCAGCCGACGGCUGGGGCACAACCCACCGCAGGACUUUCUCCGAGAGCUCCGCCGGUACCACAGCGCCCGGCGCACUCGAGAGUUUGGAUGUCAAGAUGAGCGGCCUCAGCUUCCUGGACAAGAUCAUGGCGCAGCAGACCAGCCCCAGGCGCCUCUACAAAGAAGAGAAGCGCAGGCAGAAGGAAGCUGCCCAACGCAAGAUGGCCGAGGAGCAGGACAAGGCACACCUCGCUGCACAGCAGGCCGCCGAGGCUGCUGCACGCGCAGAGUACGAAGAGAAGGAGGCUGCCAAAGCAGCCGCAGCUGCCGAUGCCAUCAAGGCCGCCAACCCGGACUAUGCUUCGCUCGUCAUCAGCACGCCAAACGCAUCCAAGGUGUCGCGCAGGUCGCCAGACUCGGUGCUCCGUGCCACCCCCGCCGAGUCCUCCUCUUCCCGCGCAUUGCGAUGGACCACGCUCGGCUCGAGUCCGGCCAACCUGCAUAUGCGCAUGACCACGCGAGAGCACUACGACUUCACCAUGCACGGCAUCUCGCCCAGCCAGCCGGGCCUCGACUCGCUCGAAUCGCUCUGCCACAUCAACUCGACCCCAGGUCCCAUCACCUUCUCCACCUGGGAUGCCGAGCCGCUCUCGACCCUGCGCAAAGGCACCGAUGCCAGCCGCUCCAGCCUGCGUGCUGCAUCGGCGGCAACGCCGGCGGCCCAUUUCCUCCUCGCCCCCGAAGAUGCUCGACCAGAGCUCAUCGGUGUCAGUCCGAGCGUGGGCGGCUUCUUCCAUGCGCGCCAGGCCAGCGCACAGGGCCACGCAAACUCGUCGCUGAUGCGCUCGUCCUCGCACGGCAUGGCCGUCAUGUCGCCUCUCUCGGGCCGUCUGGUCACAAACGUUGCAAGUCGCAUCAGCGACCUCGACUUUGACGCCGACGAUGACAUCGGCAUGCACCCGGAAGAUGCCAAUGGUCUCGGCAAGCCUUUGGGCCUCAACGCAAAGCGUGGCCUCCUGUUCACCGCGCCUGGAGGCACGGCGCUCGAUCCCCCUCCUUCCCUCGCAGAGGCUGCUAGCAUCGAAGAUAUGCCCGGCAAGAUCUUCUCGCUGUCGUCCGCGUCGCCCUUGCGCCUGGGCCGCUCCCUCAGGGCGGGCAACUCGGGAGAUGAGAUGAUCGGUGGCAAGCUACCUUUCGCAAGCCCCCGAAGUGCCCUCGUGCGAGCACAGUCCGGCAGCGCCAUCGUCUCUGGACGAGACCGUCAGCCCUCAGGUAACAUUCGAGACUUCUUGGGUGCCAACGCCAGCGGAAGCAAGCACAAGCGUGCCGGGUCGCGCAAGAUCGAUACCAUCAGCCCGGCCGAUGUCUUUGGCUCGAGCCUGGCGCGGACCAUCUCGGCGCCCGCCGUGGAGACGCAGCUGCCGUUGCCCGAGCCCAGCAAGGGCGAUCGCGAUCUUGGCGCUCCGUCGCAGCACACGCAGGCAGGCAAGAAGGGCAAGAAGGCUGCAGAGGAUCGACGGGCCCAGAGCCACUCUCCUCUCUCACCAAGCAAACAGCUCCCUGCCCAAGGCGGAGUAUCGAUCGUGAUCCAGCCAGCCCCGACGGUGGGUGGGCACCGUGCAGGAAGUGCAGAGCCUUCCAUUGAUGCUUCUGCUGUCGCACCGACCUUCGCGACUCAGUCGGCAGCCACCGACGGUACGGACACCAGUGGCAUCGUCGGCCCCCCAAUCGGCUCGCAGACCGGCUCGACGAAGAAAGCCAAAAAGCCCAAGGCCACGUCGGGAUCUGCGACCGAUCCAGCCGCUUUCAAGGUCGUCGACCUCCCUCGCCAAGACUUCGAGCGCAUGACCAAGAUCUCGCCCGCCGUGCAAGAUGGCGAAGAGAUUGGAUGGAACCAGCCCGAUGGAAGUCGCUUGGUCAAGCUGGUCUCGGAGGAGCUCAAGGCGGCUCUCGAAGCCGGCACGCUGCUCGAGGAGCCUCCGGCGCGCUACUACCUCCUGCCGCCUGGAUACGGCCAGUCCAAGGCCAAGCCGAGCUCGGUGUCGUACGCUGGCCUCAUUGGCCAAGCCAUCAAGUCGUCGUCGGACAUGCGCCUCUCGCUGUCGGAGGUGUACGACUGGAUCAGCUCCACUUACCCCUUCUUUGAAAAGGGCGACCGCGGCUGGCAGAACUCGAUCCGCCACAACCUGAGUCUCAACAAGAGCUUCAUCAAGAUCGAGCGCGAGGCCAACAUGCCCGGCAAGGGCGGCUGGUGGGGUAUCAAGCCUGGUCAUGAGGAUCGCUUCCAGAACGGCCUCUACAACGCCGUCCCACAAAAGUUCGAGGCGGCCAAGGCGCGACAGCAGCAGCAGCUCCUGCAGCAGCAAGGUCAGACCCAGCAGGGUCUGGACUCUCCCGACGCUGUCGAGAGAAGCUUGACUGUCCCCGAGUCCUCGCAGAAAAGCACCGUCGGAGCCGAUGCGGCGGAGGGCAGCGCCAAGAAGCGCAGCAAAGCCAAGCGCAAAAAGACGCAGGCAGGCCAGGCUGCUGGCGACAGCGAGGACGAGUCGCAGCGCGAUGAGAAUGCACAGCCGUCCAAGAAGGCGAAGAAGGACACGCCGAUCGUGUUUGCGGACCGACUGCCGCUGCUCGAGACGCAGCCUCAGAAUGGAGGCCACCUGGGCGAUGGGCCCAUGGCAAUCCAUGGCAUCGAGACGAUCACACCUGUGCGUCCGCACGUUGGUUCGUCGAUGUACAGCAGCAGCGUUGCCGGGAGCAACUACAGCAAGACGCUUCCGGGCCUGGUCGACAGCGCGAGCAGCCCGCCCAGCAGCCCCUUUACGCUGAUGCCGCCGCCCUCGAUGCAGGCGACGGCGCACAACAGUGCACGCAAGCGCAAGAUGGCCGGCAACGGUAGCGGCCAGCUCGGCUACGGCACCGGCUUCUCGCCAUCGGUCUACGGCGGCCAGGGCUCGCCGUUGAAUGGAGCGCGGAGCGGCGCAUAUCGCAACGCGAUGCGCGGAGGCUCGGCGCUGGGCGGUGCGUUUGCAUUCUCAAACGGCAUGGACAGCGACGCUUCGCGCGGGUCGCCACUGCGUCGACAGACCAAGGGCCUGAGCGGCGAGAGCGCCGGCACGACCGCGAACAACUCGUCGGUGACGUCGCCAAAGCGAUUGUGGUCGAUCAGCUCGCCCAUGUCGUCGAUGCGUGCGUCGAUGGGCCCGAUGGGCGCGCAGAAGGGCAUGGACGAGGGCAUGCGCUCGCCCACGUCGGCAGCUCGCGUGGCGGCCGCGUUGGCGCACAGCCCGAUCCGCAGUUCUCCGCUGCGCAGUGGCGCCGCCGGCAUGAUGUCGCCCAACUCGGGCGCACGGCUGCAGAUGCAGCUGGCCAUGGGAGGCUUUGGCGGUUCGGGCUUUGGCGCCGGGCUAGGCAUGGGCUCGGGCUUGACGCCUGGCCGCACUCCUGGCUCGCUGCGUGCAUCGACGGGGCUCUCACCCGGACGCCGCGGUCUUUCGACACACGCGCAGAUGCUUGGGAUGAGCAUGGGCGGCGGCGCACCGCAGAACAUGCAGCAGCAGGCAUGGUUUCUGGACGAUCCGUUUGAUAUGCAGCCAGGCGUGCAGCAGCACCAGCAGCCGCACGCGCAGAUGAACCAGCACCACCCAAUGCACGCGCAGCAGGGCCACGGCGGCAUGGACCCGGGUGCAUCCGGAUAUGGUGCGUAUGGCACGAGCGAUGGCGUCCCCGCCAGUCCACUGAGGAUGGCGUGGAACAGCAUUCAGGCCGCUGGAGGCAUCCAGGCGUUCACCGCUGCGGCGUCCACCGGGUUUUCGCAGUCCGGUCACAAGACCCUGGCUGGGCGAGCCACGGCGGCGGGUUCAUCCCUGCAACCCGUGGGCCGAGGCAAAAAUCGAGCAGAAUUUGCCGGCUGGGCUCUGGGCGCGUCUCGCGUGGGCUUGGAGAUUCCUCUAGACGUCCUUGAGCCCAGGGAGCCCAGAGCGCGUCUCCAACCCGCACAGCGAGCGGCAGCUAGGGUUGCAGCCAGAAACCUCGCCGGACUCUACCCCGGCGGCCGGAUAGCGCUGCUCCUUUCCCCCUCGCUCUGGCUCUGGAUGCACGGCUCAUCCGACGCUGGCGCUCCCCGCGAGUCACCAAGAAACCCAAGUGCCAUCAAGAUGCGUGCUGUUCUUGCCGCCUCCCAGCCUAUAAAGCGCUCGUUGGGUCGUGUUCCUGCCCCAGCAGCUGCCACCGUCCCCCUCCAACCAACCUCUCAUCGCUCCUUCACCACGGCUCCUUCUCGACAGACCGCUUUCCGACCUACCAUGCCUGCUGCUAGCUUUGACGCCGCCGCUUUCGGCGAGACGCACAUCACCAAGGGCAUCGGCCGCCUCUCGAAGCAUGUCUUCGAGGACGGCAAGGGCUCGUGGAUCACCACGGACAAGGGCGUCAAGCUGCUAGACAUGACCGCCGGCAUCGGCGUCUGCAACCUCGGCCACUGCCACCCCAAGGUCACCGAGGCUGCCGCAAAGCAGUGCGGCAAGAUCACCCAUGCUCAGGUCAACAUUGGAUUCUCGGCGGCGCAGAUCGAGCUCAUCCAGCACCUGCUCCCCAUCCUGCCACACCCUUCGCUCGACACGCUCUUCUUCUGGAACUCGGGCGCCGAGGCGGUCGAGGCGGCCAUCAAGCUCGCGCGUGCGGCCACCAAGAAGCAGAACAUCAUUGUCAUGCAGGGCUCCUACCACGGCCGCACGGCUGCCACCGCGGCGCUCACCCGCUCCAAGACGAUCUACGGCGAGGGACACGGUCCGCUCAUGCCCGGCGUGUUUGCCACCUCGUUCCCCUUCUACGCGCACUUUGGCCUGCCGGCGUCGACGGACAUUGAGGAGCUCGUGCGCCAGUCGCUGCAUCAGGUGCGUCUGACGCUGCAGCAGCAGACGGCCCCCAGCGACACCGCCGCCAUCCUCAUCGAGCCCGUGAUCGGCGAGGGCGGCUACGUGCCUGCGCCCGCGAGCUUCCUGCACGGCCUGCGCGAGAUCUGCGACGAGCAUGGCCUCCUGCUCAUCGCCGACGAGGUGCAGAGCGGUUUCGGCCGCACGGGCACCAUGUUCGCCGUCGAGGAGUCCGGUGUGCGUCCCGACGUGCUCAUCUUUGCCAAGGGCAUCGCUAACGGCUUCCCACUGUCCGGCAUUGCGAGCACCAACGAGCUCAUGUCGCGCCAGAAGCCCGGCUCGAUGGGCGGCACGUAUGCGGGCAACGCCGUAGCGUGCGCAGCGGCCACCGCCGUCAUCAAGGCGUUCAAGGACGAGCAGAUUCUCGACAACGUUGCGGCGCGUUCGCAGCAGCUCGUCGGCUUCCUCAAGGAGCUGCAGCAGGACCCCAAGUACGGCCACCUCAUCGAGGACGUGCGUGGGCGCGGUCUCAUGAUUGGCGUCCAGUUCGCUACCAACACCACCAACCCCGCCUCGCAGAACACCACCGCCGCCAAGGGUGCCGCACCCCAGAUCGCACCCAAGAUCGUGGCGCAGUGCCUCGAGAGGAACAUGCUGCUGCUCAGCACCAGUGUGUUUGACGUGCUCAGGUUCAUCCCUGCGCUCAACAUCUCGGAGGAGGAGCUGGCACAGGCGUGCAGCAUCUUCAAGGAGGCCUUCCACGCCGCUGCCAAGGAGCUCGGUCACUAA